AUGGCCAUGGCCACGCAAGCCUCGGCGGCGACGCGCCACCUCAUCACCGCGGCCUGGUCGCCCUCCGCCAAGCCCCGCCCCGCCACCCUCGCCAUGCCAUCCUCCGCCCGCGGCCCGGCCCCGCUCUGCGCCGCGGCCCCGGACACCCCCGCCCCCGCCGCGCCGCCGGCGGAGCCCGCGCCCGCGGGCUUCGUGCCGCCGCAGCUGGACCCGUCCACCCCGUCCCCGAUCUUCGGCGGCAGCACGGGCGGCCUGCUCCGCAAGGCCCAGGUCGAGGAGUUCUACGUCAUCACCUGGACCUCCCCCAAGGAGCAGGUGUUCGAGAUGCCCACCGGCGGCGCCGCCAUCAUGCGCGAGGGCCCCAACCUCCUCAAGCUCGCCCGCAAGGAGCAGUGCCUCGCCCUCGGCAACCGCCUCCGCUCCAAGUACAAGAUCGCCUACCAGUUCUACCGCGUCUUCCCCAACGGCGAGGUGCAGUACCUCCACCCCAAGGACGGCGUCUACCCGGAGAAGGUCAACGCCGGCAGGCAGGGCGUGGGGCAGAACUUCCGCAGCAUCGGCAAGAACGUCAGCCCCAUCGAGGUCAAGUUCACCGGCAAGAACUCCUUCGACAUCUAA
Molecule: messenger RNA, 618 nt
Organism: Triticum turgidum subsp. durum (durum wheat)
Lineage: Eukaryota; Viridiplantae; Streptophyta; Magnoliopsida; Poales; Poaceae
Source: the annotation of a GenBank genome assembly